AGUAAUGAUAACACUAAAGGGAAGUAAGUAUAGGAUCACAGAGUCAUGAGAUAUGAAAAGUAAUCAAUGAAGAAAUUAAGACAAAAAUGCAAUUAAGACGAAGUGCAAAUAUCUAUUAAAUUUGAUUUCAAAGAGUAUGAGGAAUUGUUGAUACCAAGGUUUGGAGAUAAAAAGAUUCAUUAUUUUGAGAUAGUGAAAGUAGGAUUAAAAUUAACAGGGCGGCGAGAUCACUAAAUAAUAUUGAAUUUGCUAGUAUACAAGUAAAUAGAUUAGAGUUUCUGUGGUAUGAUGAAAUUGUCAUAUUUAGAUGAGAGUGUAUAUUAAAGAGCAUGCAGAGCUUUAUUAAAAUUGAGUUUUAUAAUUAUUUAACGAAUGCAAUAUAGAGUUUAAUUGUAGUAGAUUAAUUAGAAUACUAAUGUUAUUCCAAUCUCGAUUAUGCAACCCCUGAAGAGUUUGAGUAAGUAUUUUAAAAAGGAUAAGUGUACUUAAAUGUAAAGGUCCUGCACAUCCUUAUCUCCGAAACAGAACAUCACACGAAAGAAUUCUAAUUAAGUGGAGAAUCAGCUCUUGAAUAUUGUAAAUAGUAAUGAGAAUAGAUCGGUUCCAAAAAAAGAGCAUAAAUGGACCUGUCCGUCAAAAAGUACCAAAGGGUAGAAGUUCCUCAAUAGUGAUGAAUAAUUUGAGUUAGGAGGAUUGGAAAUCCAAAUAUCUGGAAUUGAAUCGGCGAAUGACUUCCUUAGAAUUAGAAUUAGAAAGGAUUUAUGCCAUUGAG
Paramecium octaurelia is the source of this 772-nucleotide messenger RNA. NCBI's taxonomy places the organism in Eukaryota, Ciliophora, Oligohymenophorea, Peniculida, Parameciidae. The record is from the annotation of a GenBank genome assembly.